Molecule: messenger RNA, 2834 nt
Organism: Pelobates fuscus (common spadefoot toad)
Lineage: Eukaryota; Metazoa; Chordata; Amphibia; Anura; Pelobatidae
Gene: KIFAP3
Product: kinesin associated protein 3
Exons: 20
Coding region: 83-2464 (793 amino acids)
Biological process (GO): cilium organization; microtubule-based movement
Cellular component (GO): ciliary transition zone; kinesin II complex; axoneme
Molecular function (GO): kinesin binding
Source: RefSeq, a predicted model, not a curated record
UCCAGACCGGAAAUACAAUCAGAACCGGGACAGCACCGACCGGAACCAGCACCAGACUGUGACACCCGGGACCAGGACAGCAAUGCAGGAGGACGCCGUGUAUCUAAAGCGCAAAGUGAAAGGCGGGAACAUAGAUGUCCAUCCGAGUGAGAAAGCCCUCGUGGUUAACUAUGAAGUGGAAGCCACCAUCCUUGGGGAGAUGGGAGACCCAAUGCUUGGCGAGCGCAAAGGCUGUCAGAAAAUCAUUCGGCUGAAAAGUCUCAAUGCCAACACUGAUAUUUCGUCAUUGGCACGCAAAGUGGUCGAAGAAUGCAAGCUCAUCCACCCAUCUAAACUGUCCGAAGUGGAGCAGCUCCUCUACUACCUUCAGAACCGACAGGAUGGAGUUUCUGGAAAAGAAAAAAAAGAAAAGUCAUCCGCCAAACCGAAGGACCCCCCAACCUUUGAAGGCACCGAGAUUGACGAAAUCGCUAAUAUUAACGAUAUGGAUGAAUACAUAGAACUUUUGUAUGAAGAUAUUGCCGAUAAAGUCCGAGGUUCAGCAUUAAUCCUGCAGUUGGCGCGUAACCCUGACAAUCUGGAAGAAUUGCUGCAUAAUGAGACCGCACUGGGUGCGUUGGCCAGAGUACUGCGAGAAGACUGGAAGCAGAGCGUGGAGCUCGCAACAAACAUCAUUUAUAUCUACUUCUGUUUCUCCAGUUUUUCUCAGUUCCAUGGGUUGAUCACGCAUUACAAAAUUGGCGCACUCUGCAUGAACAUCAUUGAUCACGAGUUGAAGAGACACGAACUUUGGCAAGAAGAAUUGUCCAAGAAGAAACGAUCAGUUGAUGACGAACCGGAUAAUCAGACUUUGAAAAAGGAAUAUGAGAAGACUUAUAAGAAAUACCAAGGGUUACUUGUUAAACAAGAACAGCUUCUACGAGUGGCGCUGUAUCUGUUGCUGAACCUGGCGGAGGACACUCGCACGGAAUUAAAGAUGAGAAAUAAGAAUAUUGUCCACAUGCUAGUCAAGGCUCUGGACAGGGAGAACUUUGAACUUCUCAUACUCGUUGUUUCGUUCCUGAAGAAACUCAGCAUAUUUCUAGAGAACAAGAAUGAUAUGGCUGAAAUGAAUAUCAUUGAAAAACUGUCCCAAAUGGUGCCUUGCGAACACGAGGAUUUGCUGAACAUCACCUUGCGACUUCUUCUCAAUCUGUCGUUUGACACAGGCUUGCGAAACAAGAUGGUGCAGGCAGGACUUCUUCCCAAGCUCACCGUACUCUUAGAUAAUGAAAACUACAAGCAAAUUGUUAUGUGUAUUCUGUAUCAUAUCAGCAUGGACGAUCGCUUCAAGUCAAUGUUUGCAUACACAGACUGUAUACCACAGUUAAUGAAGAUGUUGUUUGAAUCUUCUGACGAGCGCAUUGAUCUUGAGUUAAUAUCUUUCUGUAUAAAUCUGGCAGCAAAUAAGCGCAACGCCCAGCUCAUCUGUGAAGGAAACGGGCUGAAGAUGUUGAUGAAGAAAGCUUUGAAAUUUAAGGACCCUUUGCUUAUGAAGAUGAUUCGGAAUAUUUCGCAGCACGAAGGGCAAACCAAAAAUGUAUUCAUAGACUACGUUGGAGAUUUGGCCGCGCAGAUUACAAACCAUGAGGAGGAAGAAUUUGUGAUAGAAUGCCUCGGCACACUGGCUAAUCUCACCAUCGGCGAUCUAGAUUGGGAGCUAGUGCUGAAAGAAUACCGUCUUGUUCCCUAUCUGAAGGACAAACUUAAACCAGGGUCGGCCGAGGAUGAUCUGGUGUUGGAAGUGGUCAUUAUGAUUGGGACAGUGUCCAUGGAUGACUCCUGCGCUGCAUUAUUGGCCAAGUCUGGCAUCAUUCCGGCACUCAUUGAGCUUCUGAAUGCUCAGCAAGAAGAUGAUGAAUUUGUGUGUCAGAUUGUAUAUGUCUUCUAUCAAAUGGUUUUUCACCAAGCCACCAGAGACGUCAUCAUAAAGGAAACUCAGGCGCCCGCGUACCUCAUCGACUUGAUGCAUGAUAAAAACUCUGAGAUCCGCAAAGUGUGCGAUAACACCCUUGAUAUCAUAGCGGAAUAUGACGAGGAAUGGGCAAGAAAGAUACAAAGUGAGAAAUUCCGCUGGCAUAACUCGCAGUGGCUGGAGAUGGUAGAGAGCCGACAGCUGGAUGAGAGCGAGCAAUAUCUAUAUGGCGACGAACCCAUUGAACCUUUUAUCCACGAGGGCGAUAUCCUGGAACGGCCGGAUCUAUACUACACUGCAGAAGGCCUGAUUCCAUCUGACAGAGCGGUGAGUCCAGACUUCUUCAGUGAAUACAACCUUCAGAACGGAGAUCUCAUCGGACAGCAUGCGUAUGACAAUGGGAUCGGUGUGGAUAGCUUUGAACAUUCGACAGGUUUGCCCGUGAGACCUUCAACAGCUUACGGCUAUCGCCCAGAUGAGCCAUAUUACUACGGCAUUGGCGCGCGUUAAUAAAUAUCGUCCCAUGUUCUGAUGGCUUGGAUGUUCUCUAACCAUGAUAAAGGCAUGCUUUAACCACUGUUAGUAUUUAUUGAAAUUUUAUAGUUGGCGUUCUAAUUUAUUUGUUAUAUUUGUAGCCAAACUAAUGUUUUAUUUAUAAAUCACAGAUAACAGGCAAUGUUAUUGAUAGAGGAAAAGUUAAAAAAAAAAAAACCUGUAACCCUACAAUAUGGCGUCCUAAAUGUAUGUUUUAUGGUUUCAGCAAAUACUUAGCCUGACACUUGUCUUAGCUUUCUACAUCUUCUGUCAGAGCAGUUGGUGGAUCCGCAUACCGAUGGUCACUCCACUGCAAAUAACCCCUGAAUAAAUACAUUGAAAAUCA